AUAAUGGACGUUGUUAUUUCCAAUGUGACGCUGGUGGACAACGGGAUGGGCAUCAUGCCCCUCAUCUAUGCUCCGCCCUCUCUGUCUCACGCUUACGCUGAUAAAACUGUGCAGAUCCAGAAUGCAUUGAUUGUCGGCACCAGCCCAAAUUUCGACUGUUCAGACACGCUAAGUUCCAGCGACGUCAACAUGGCCAUCAGCGCCUCGCACCGAGCACCCAGACCUCAACAAGGUAAAGCAGAGACCGAGCAGAGAUUUCACUUUCAUGAAGAUUAUACCAAGAGAUAA
Messenger RNA from Oryzias melastigma (Indian medaka), 288 nucleotides. Its product is annotated as fibrocystin-L-like. Bases 4 to 288 code for a protein of 94 amino acids. The transcript is spliced from 2 exons. NCBI's taxonomy places the organism in Eukaryota, Metazoa, Chordata, Actinopteri, Beloniformes, Adrianichthyidae. The record is from RefSeq and is a predicted model, not a curated record.